Messenger RNA from Pieris macdunnoughi, 768 nucleotides. The record is from the annotation of a GenBank genome assembly. Lineage: Eukaryota; Metazoa; Arthropoda; Insecta; Lepidoptera; Pieridae.
AUGGGUGGAAAGUAUAAAAUUGUUAUGAUCCGCCAUGGCGAAAGCGAAUGGAACCAGAAAAACUUAUUCUGUGGCUGGUUCGAUGCUGACCUCAGUGACAAAGGACGAGAAGAAGCAUUUUCUGCUGGUAAAGCUUUGAAAGCCGAAGGUUAUCAGUUUGAUGUCGCCCACACAUCUGUACUGAAGCGGGCACAAAUUACAUUGAACUCUGUCUUAAAGGAAAUUGGUCAAACAGACAUUCCAAUCAAUAAGACUUGGAGACUGAAUGAAAGGCACUAUGGAGGUCUAACAGGCUUAAACAAGGCUGAAACUGCUGCUAAAUAUGGUGAAGCUCAGGUACAAAUUUGGCGUCGUAGUUUUGACGUACCUCCACCAGCAAUGGAGAAAGACCAUCCCUACUAUGACACUAUUGUGAAUGAUCCCCGCUAUGCUGGUGACCCAAAACCAGAUGAGUUCCCCAUGUUUGAAAGUCUAAAACUUACCAUUGAUAGGACUUUACCCUACUGGAAUGAUGUUAUUGUGCCGCAGAUAAAGGAAGGGAAAAAGAUAAUCAUUGCAGCCCAUGGGAACAGUCUUAGAGGGAUUGUCAAGCAUUUAGAUAAUCUUAGUGAUGCAGCCAUCAUGGAGUUGAAUUUACCAACUGGUAUUCCCUUUGUCUACGAAUUGGAUGAAGACAUGAAGCCAGUUGAUUCUAUGGUCUUUCUUGGAGAUGAGGAAACAGUGAAAAAAGCCAUGGCAGCUGUUGCAGCUCAGGGCAAGGCAAAGUAG